Plectropomus leopardus (leopard coralgrouper) is the source of this 459-nucleotide messenger RNA. Lineage: Eukaryota; Metazoa; Chordata; Actinopteri; Perciformes; Serranidae. The record is from RefSeq and is a predicted model, not a curated record.
AUGUUGGAGGGCGGAGCCAUGAUGGGGAAAGAUUACAUGUUGGCCAUCCUCAUCGUCAACUAUGACGACGGAAAGACACGGACUAAAGACAAGUACCGGGUGGUUUACACCGACCACCAGCGCCUGGAGCUGGAGAAAGAAUUUCACUACAGCAAAUACAUCACCAUCAGGAGGAAGGCGGAGCUCGCCACGACGCUCGGCCUGUCAGAGAGACAGGUGAAGAUCUGGUUCCAGAACCGCCGGGCGAAGGAGCGCAAGAUCAACAAGAAGAAGCUCCAGCAGCCGGCCUCCUCCACGACCACGCCCACGCCUCCCACCGGGAGCAACGGCAGCACAGGAGGCGGCGGCGGCCUGCACGGAAACGGCGGGAACAGCGUCGCCAUGGUGACAAGCAGCAGUGGCAGCAACGGGUUGGUGUCUCCCUCCUCGCUGUCUCUGAACAUCAAAGAGGAGUACUGA